This is a messenger RNA of Lobosporangium transversale, 1430 nucleotides long. Its product is annotated as signal peptide peptidase-domain-containing protein. The record is from RefSeq and is a predicted model, not a curated record. Lineage: Eukaryota; Fungi; Mortierellomycota; Mortierellomycetes; Mortierellales; Mortierellaceae. Gene Ontology annotation, biological process: membrane protein proteolysis. Bases 87 to 1292 code for a protein of 401 amino acids. The transcript has 3 exons. Gene Ontology annotation, cellular component: cytoplasmic side of endoplasmic reticulum membrane; membrane; lumenal side of endoplasmic reticulum membrane. Gene Ontology annotation, molecular function: aspartic endopeptidase activity, intramembrane cleaving.
AACGCCUCAUCACUUUUUGCCAUCACAAGAGGAUCCUAGACACACAGACAGCUUGUGCUAUCCAUAAGGACCAAGGAAUAUUCAGGAUGGCACCAAAGAAUGUCUUUUCCCCAGAAGCUGUAGAACAGGGGCUCUACAUUGCCUAUACAGCAUUGUCUGUAAUGGCCAUCGUACCCAUCUAUUUCGGCUCAUUCGCAUCUCUCAAAAAGUGGCAGAAUCCCGAUAGCAGAAAAAGGAUACUCAAGCGACAGAUCGACGAAUCAGGCGAGGAUGAUGACAUGCAAGAGGAUACACCAUCAGAAGUACUGUCAUCACGAGGCGCAUAUUCAUUGCCACUUUUCGGCCCUGCCCUUCUUUACGGAUUAAACCUGGCAUAUACGCACUGGAAUAGGACUUACAUUAACUAUGUUAUUUCAGCCUACUUUGUGCUGCUGAGUGUUUUUGCAUUUACUCAAGCUGGAGUCAACACGUUUGAUGGCAUUGCAAAUCUGCUCGGUAUCAGGGUCGACAGCUUUUAUGUCACUCUUGCAAAGAGAUCAAAAGCCGCUGUUCCAUUAGAAUUCUAUUCUGCCAGAUUCACUAUCAUCCAUACAGCUAUGCUCAUGGGCUCAAUCCUGCUGUCAGGUUACUAUGUCGCGACAAGGCACUGGAUUGUUUCCAAUAUUUUAGCCAUCAGUUUGGGAUUGAGCGCUAUUCAAACUCUCACCCUGGACUCUUUCAAGUCUGGCAUGACAUUGCUGAUCAACUUUCUACUUCACGAUAGCUUUUUGAUGUAUGGGUCAGAUAUGCUGGUGUCUGUUACCAAGAGCAUUGAUUUCAUUCCAAUCAGGAUCACAUUUCCUCGCCUUUUGUCUGGAUUGCUUGUUGAUGGACAGACUUACUUUCGUGACGAGUUUGUUGUUUUAAACCUGGGUGAUAUUGUUAUUCCUGGUCUUUUUGUGGCUCUUUGCUUACAUUUUGAUCAAUAUCGAUCAGGAAUCAAGAAUCAUGAGCUGGGACGAUCAACAAACUUCCGCAAACCUUACUUCAUUGCAUGUAUUAUAGCCUACAUCUUGGGUUUGGGUGUCUCAUUUUACAUCAUGCACGCUACUCGGAAUACGUACCCAACCCUGCUGUUCCUUGUUCCAGCCUGUAUUCUCAGCGUCAUUAUGACAGCUAGUGUGCGUGGAGAGAUGAGGCAGGUAUUUGCAUUUGUCACUGAGGAAGGGUUGGAGGCUAUUAGGAUCAAGAAGGAGGCCCUGAACAGGAAGAGGAGGCGAGUACAAACCACUCGAUAUGCUAGUCGUGGAUGAGUAUAUAGCUCAUUGCAAGUACAUAGAAAUGCUAUAGUUUACACAACCAUUUAAUCUCUCAGCAUACAGUUUCACCGCAUAUGCAUAUUUUGGUUCAGACCUUCAAAAGGAUUUAAUAUACCAAACUAUACACUGGAC